AUGCUCUGCCCCGAGCAUCGACGAAAGAGUGCAAAGGAUUCUAUCACAGACCCCAUUGAUUGGUAUGGAAAUCGUGGAGAAACCAGCAAUGAUAUCUCACUAACCUGCAUAGAUGGCCAUGAUGAUUUCCCUAUCUUUGUUCGAGAGAUCUACCAAAACCACAUCAAUAACGAUGAGUUCAAAGAGGCAUUUGUUCACGGUGGCCUGCGCGGCCAUGUGGACAUUCCACGCUUGAAAGAAGGCAGAGUGGGCGGCAGCUUCUGGAGUGUCUUCGUCCCGUGCCCGAAGGAUGGAUCGAACUUCUCGGACGAGAACUACGCUGCAAGUGUUCGGGAGACUAUGGAGCAAGUGGAUGUGAUGUCGCGCGUGCAAAAGGCCUACUCCGAUAUCUUUUCCACCCCACCGAACGGCACCACAGCGAUGUCUGCGUUCCGUGACGGCAAGAUCAUAUCUCCACUCGGGAUCGAGGGACUCCACUCGAUCGGCAACUCUCUAGCCCACCUCCGCAUCUUCUACGAGCUGGGGGUUUCAUACGCGACGUUGACACAUAACUGCCAUAACCGGUAUGCCGAUGCGGCCGUCCUUGAAAUUCCCGGCGGUGUCAAAAAGGCUGAGCCACUUUGGCACGGCGUGAGCGAGGAAGGCGAAAAGCUUGUAUAUGAGAUGAACCGACUCGGGAUGAUUGUUGAUCUGGCUCAUGUGAGCGCCGACACCAUGCGGGAUGUUUUGGGCGCCGGCAAGUCCACCUGGAAUGGGAGCCGAGCCCCGGUUAUCUAUAGCCACAGUUCUGCAUACGCAAUCUGCCCACACCCGCGCAAUGUCCCCGAUGAUAUUCUGCAGUUGGUUCGCGAGAAGCAUUCCCUGGUCAUGGUCAACUUCUCACCGGACUUCAUAUCAUGCACGGCAUUGGACAAUGAGAAUGGAAUCCCCAUUGUUGACCCUACUCAUGCCACUCUAGCACAGGUUGCUGAUCACAUCAUGCACAUUGGAAAUCUUAUUGGCUUUGAGCAUGUUGGUAUCGGUAGCGAUUUUGACGGUAUCCCAACUGUUCCGCAGGGAUUGGAGGAUGUGUCUCGCUUCCCUGCUUUGAUUGCAGAGCUUCUCAAGCGGGGGCUUACCGACACAGAUGCAAGCAAGGUGGCAGGUGGUAAUUUGAUCAGAGUGUGGAAGGCUGUUGAUGAGGUCGCGCUUGAGAUGCAAGCUGAGGGUGCGCUGCCUGCGGAGGAUUGA
Messenger RNA from Penicillium olsonii, 1230 nucleotides. The record is from the annotation of a GenBank genome assembly. Lineage: Eukaryota; Fungi; Ascomycota; Eurotiomycetes; Eurotiales; Aspergillaceae.